ACAAUGGCCUUCAGACACAAAAACACAAGACGAAUUGAAGGCCUGGAUAGCAAUGUUUGGGUUGAAUUUACAAAGGUAGCAGCAGAUCCCUCAAUUGUUAAUCUUGGUCAAGGCCUCCCUGAUAUAUCCCCUCCCAGCUACGUUAAAGAAGAGCUGGCAAAGGCAGCAGCAGUUGACAGACUGAAUCAGUACACACGAGGAUUUGGUCAUCCAUUGCUGGUGAAAGCCUUGUCUCAAGUCUAUGGGAGAGUUUGUGGAAGGGAGAUUGAUCCUCUAACAGACAUCCUGGUGACCGUGGGAGCUUAUGGAUCUCUCUUUAGUACAAUACAGGCAUUAAUUGAAGAGGGAGAUGAAGUAAUAAUAAUAGAGCCAUUUUAUGACUGUUACGAACCAAUGGUGAAGAUGGCAGGUGCAAAGCCUGUUUUUAUCCCACUGAGAUAUAAAAAUGAUGGAAACUCUGCGUCUAGUGCUGACUGGGUGUUAGAUCCUGCUGAACUUGCAAAUAAAUUUAAUUCCAAAACCAAAGCAAUAAUUCUGAAUACCCCACACAACCCUAUAGGCAAGGUGUUUAGCAGAGAAGAGCUUCAACUAAUAGCUGAUCUCUGUAUUAAACACGAUACCCUGUGCAUCAGCGAUGAGGUGUAUGAAUGGAUGGUGUAUAAAGGAAAUAAACACAUUAAAAUAGCUAUGUUGCCAGGUAUGUGGGAAAGAACAAUAACUAUAGGAAGUGCUGGAAAAACAUACAGUGUAACUGGCUGGAAGCUUGGUUGGUCUAUUGGCCCUCCGAACCUGAUUAAGCACUUGCAAGUUGUUCAUCAAAAUAUGCUGUAUACUUGCCCAACUCCAAUACAGGAGGCUUUGGCACAAGCGCUUUGGGUAGACUAUAAACGCAUGGAUGACCCAGACUGCUAUUUUUACUCACUGUCUCGAGAGCUGGAAAACAAGCGUGAUCGGAUGGCUCAGCUGCUUCAAGAAGCUGGACUAAAGCCUGUCAUUCCAGAUGGAGGAUACUUUAUUAUUGUUGACGUUUCUGCACUAAAUGUGGAUCUCUCUGACAUAGAUGAGAAACAACCUUAUGACUAUAAAUUUGUCAAAUGGAUGAUAACAUCUAAGAAGCUGUCAGCAAUUCCUCUUUCAGCAUUCUGUGGUCCUGAGACAAAAAGGCAAUUUGAAAAAUAUAUACGCUUCUGCUUCAUUAAGAAAGACAGCACACUAGACGCAGCUGAAGUGAUCCUGAAGAACUGGAAUAAGCAGACAGCCUGAUUUUUCUUAUUAACUCUUCCAUCUGGUAUAAUUAAUUUGUAGCACUGUGUAUAAAAUAAAUAGGUGGUACAGGUAUUUUAAAAUAAGAAAAAAGUGGGAGGUGAUUUUGGUAUGAGUAUAGCAACUAGGGGUGAGACUUAAAUAUCUUGCAAUGGACAAAAAUUAAGAUAUACCUAAUAUUUGAUAACUGCAGUGACUUUCUGCAUACCUACCUACCCUGUCCAUGCACAAAUUGCAUAGCCUUAAAUAAACCAAUUUAAUUAAAUCAUCACAGAAUUUAUACCAUAGACAAGACUGAAAAGUGCUAAAUUGCUAUUUUUCCACAACUGUCGUGUGCUUUUCUGGAGGUAUUCAGUUCUCAAUAAAACCACAAAAGCAGCACCUAGAUUUACUCAUGUCUGCCUAGUUAGUUAUUAUGUGGAUGGAUGUACAAGGCAGAACAGAAGACACUGUUUUAGAGGCUCCUUCACAGUCAGAGGUACAGUGAUGUAAUUAAUCCUAUCAUCCUUUUUCUUAUCGUGUUCACAAUAUUGGUAACUUCACAACACACUUAUUUUAAACACUUAUGUUUCCGUUGUUACAUAUGAAAUAUCUCACUACUAUACUAAUGAUUUACCAGCUGAAGCACCAGAUUUGAGUUGGGAACAAAGAGGUGACUAAUGUUUAAACGUAGUUCAGCAUUGUGUAUAGGUGCAAAGCUUUAUUCCCUCUGCAGUGCUUUGGCUGGAGUAAGAGUUAAUUUUUUUCAUAGUGGCUGGUAUGGGGCUGUGAUUUGGAUUUGUGCUGAAAAUAGUGUUGAUAACACACAUUUUAGUAACUGCUGAGUAGUGGUUACACAGUGUCAAGGCCUUUUCUG
This is a messenger RNA of Indicator indicator, 2119 nucleotides long. RefSeq names its product kynurenine aminotransferase 3 (gene KYAT3). The transcript has 12 exons. Bases 4 to 1263 code for a protein of 419 amino acids. Gene Ontology annotation, cellular component: mitochondrion; cytoplasm. Lineage: Eukaryota; Metazoa; Chordata; Aves; Piciformes; Indicatoridae. The record is from RefSeq and is a predicted model, not a curated record. Gene Ontology annotation, molecular function: pyridoxal phosphate binding; L-kynurenine:2-oxoglutarate transaminase activity. Gene Ontology annotation, biological process: biosynthetic process.